AUGGCUAUUACAAGAAAAACCUGUCUCGUGACAGGCUGCUCCGCCGGUGGAGUUGGCCCGGCUUUCGCAGAGGCCUUCCGAAACAAAGGCUACCACGUCUUUGUCACAGCUCGCACACCCUCCAAAAUACCAGAAAGAUUACGCGAAGCAGCUAAUGUCACUGUGAUUGCACUCGAUGUCACAUCCCUGGAAUCCAUAGCAUCAGCUGCAGAGGAAGUUCACACUUCAAUUGAGGAAGCCAAGAAGUUGUUCGAUCUCAAUUUUUUUGGCGUUCUUGCCAUGAUGCAAACUUUUAGCCCAAUGUUGGUUGCAGCCCGGGGUUGUGUAGUCAACAAUUCCUCUGUGGGGAGUGUUUUCCCUUUUGCUUUCUCAAGCAUCUACAACGCUACCAAGGCAGCUCUCAAUCAAGCAGGCGAGACUUGGCGCCUUGAAAUGGCCCCUCUUGGAGUUCGCGUCAUCACACUCGUCACGGGUGGCAUUGCAACAAAGUUCUUUGUCAACCUACAAACGCUGACUUUUCCGGAAAACUCUUAUUACAAUUGUGUCAAGGACGUUAUUGAAGACCACACAGAGGAGAAUCCUUAUGGUGUGAAGCCAGAGGUAUUUGCCCAGGACGUUUUAAAUCGAGUUGAAAAGGGGGCCACUGGCAAGCAAUGGGUUGGAGGCGGUGCCAGUAUUGGCAGAUUUGCUUUAUGGCUGCUACCUCAAGGUGUUAUCGACAUGCUCAUUCUGAGUCAAAAACAAUGGUCGAAGAAGCUGGCACAAGAGCAUCUCAAGACCGACUAA
Messenger RNA from Trichoderma breve, 786 nucleotides. Its product is annotated as short chain dehydrogenase domain-containing protein. The transcript is spliced from 4 exons. The record is from RefSeq and is a predicted model, not a curated record. Gene Ontology annotation, cellular component: endoplasmic reticulum; lipid droplet. Gene Ontology annotation, molecular function: acylglycerone-phosphate reductase (NADP+) activity; triacylglycerol lipase activity. Gene Ontology annotation, biological process: phosphatidic acid biosynthetic process; triglyceride catabolic process. NCBI's taxonomy places the organism in Eukaryota, Fungi, Ascomycota, Sordariomycetes, Hypocreales, Hypocreaceae. Bases 1 to 786 code for a protein of 261 amino acids.